This is a messenger RNA of Gaeumannomyces tritici R3-111a-1, 1892 nucleotides long. RefSeq lists its product as hypothetical. Gene Ontology annotation, molecular function: protein binding. The transcript is spliced from 3 exons. Bases 44 to 1495 code for a protein of 483 amino acids. The record is from RefSeq and is a predicted model, not a curated record. NCBI's taxonomy places the organism in Eukaryota, Fungi, Ascomycota, Sordariomycetes, Magnaporthales, Magnaporthaceae.
ACAACCGUGGCUAACGUCGGCUUUUGCUAUCCACGCCUUGAAAAUGGCCAGCCUUUCUACCAUCGUGCCCACUGCGGCCGAUCUUGAGAUCUGGAUCGCUUUUAAGAAGGCAUUCGGCUUGCCGGAUUCUUUGUCCGAAGCCUCAUCAGCCUCUUACUCUGACAAACUAACCGACGACGAGUGCGCCAACGCCAGCCCUCGCCUGGAUAGAACCGGGGCCAUGGCGCGCCCCAGCGGACAGCGCAAGGAAGUCGUCUCUCACGAAGACAUGGAGCCAGUCGACUAUCGGCUCCUCGAGGGUACCUACUUGUCAUCUCUGGAGUUCGGCCUGUCCCAGGUUCCUCCCGGAGAAUCGAUCAGAUACCUCUUACGCCCGGAGAACCAGGUCGAUCUCGAGCUCUCCAAGAAAGACCACGGUGAUGAUUGCCAGAUCGGUGACGAGCCCACGGGUGGCGCUUCAGCCGAGGCCGAGAACAAAGCCCCAGAAACUGCUGAGAUCCACCUCACUGGCAACGAUUACGCCGAUGCCAGUGACAGCACCACCAUCGAAGGUGACUUUGAGGGCAAGCAGGAUGCGGCACAAGACCGCAAGGGCUGCGAUCAAGAUGGCAACGGAGCCCAGCCCUCUCAGCCUCUCCAAAGUGCAAAGUCUGAGUCUGGUCAGGUCGUCGGCAGAGAAGAUAGCGUUGACGCAGCUGGAAACAGCGCUGAGCUCAAGGCACCGGGAGACGUCAGCAGCGAUGCUGCGUCUAUAAUCAGCACCGAGACUGCUUCUGACACUGACAGCGACGCUGCGUCUAUCAUCAACGCCGAGACUCCUUCUGUGACCGACAUCGAUGCGGCGUCCAUCACCAACACCACUCCCGACGACAGUAUUGUCGAGGAGACAGAGGUAGCCCAAGAUGGAGAGGAGAAUGAGCACGAAGCCAACACCGCGCAGAUCGACUUGCCACUUGUGGUACCCAUUAACGAGAAAUUCGAAGUCCGGAACGCGUCCAUGGGCGGCUCCGGAGCCUUUGCUCGCAAGGACCUCAAGCUUCAUGACGUCAUUCUAAUGGAAAAGUACAUCCUCACUGGCGACGGACUUACCAUGCACAAGCAGUUCGCCGCACUCGACGCCAUCGCCCAGCGAGUAUACCUUUGCCUGCAUCCGCACUGGCCCAGGGACGAACAGCCAGUAGAAAUCCUCACUGCUAUUUGUAACACCAACUCCUUCAGCAUCCCCGGCAGCAAAGCCGUCUUUCUGGUCGCGUCCAGGUUCAACCACAAGUGCCACAGCAAGUGCAACCUAACGUACUACUACGACAGCGAAAGCGAGAUGCUGGUUAUCUACGUGGCCGUCGACCACAUUAGCGCUGGCGACGAGCUCACCAUAUCUUACGGCGCCUACCCACGCACGCUGUACGAGCAAUACGGCUUUUUCUGCUCCUGCGGUGGCUGUGACGGCUAUACCCAAGCCAAGGCCGACGCCGUCUCGCGACGCAACUGGAUCUGAGGAGGCCGGUGAUGCUUAGCACUCAUCAACUUCUGCUACUAAGCCGAAUUCCGCCUUGUUUCUGCUUGCGAUUCUACUCACUCCUCCCCUACUUUUACUUUGAUGCUGAUUCUGCUCCGAUAUCUGCAUCUGCGCCUUUUUAAACGUGGCAUGUUUUUUUUUCCUACAUUUCCCUUUCCUACCCGCUUCUACCAUCUUCUUGAUUCCUCUUCAUUUUUUUCCCUUUUCGGGUCUCCUGAAGUUUCAUAGAAGCACACUGCUCGGGGCUGGUGGGAAUCUUCAGCUGCAAAUAUUCGAGAUAAAAAAGGACAAAUGCGAGAGGUUUCUCAUUUAUUUUUUUGUCAACCGGUGCUUAUUUUCGGAUUUCUCAGCUUCGUAGUCGGAUAAGGUCGGGUGG